Messenger RNA from Epinephelus lanceolatus (giant grouper), 2914 nucleotides. Its product is annotated as leucine zipper putative tumor suppressor 2 homolog. The record is from RefSeq and is a predicted model, not a curated record. Lineage: Eukaryota; Metazoa; Chordata; Actinopteri; Perciformes; Serranidae. Gene Ontology annotation, biological process: negative regulation of canonical Wnt signaling pathway; cell division.
ACAACAAACGCGCUUUCCACGGCAGGAAGAGACGCCACAGAGAGAAAGAAAGACAUUUAACAUGUAGUUAUAUGAACAGACACUUCGGUAAAGUUACGAGUUUGUGGAUGAAACGACAUAAAAAGGACGAAGAACACGUCGCAUCCAGAUUUUCUGAGCAGACUUUGUAAAGAGCAGAGCAGCUGUCCCGGACUGUCCACUCGACUGUACACGUUUGGGAGAACAGAGGGAGACGAAGAGAGAAUGAAGAGCUGCUCGCCGUGUGACUUCUUGGGAUGCUCGAGCGACCUGAACCUCAUGCUUUUUUAAGGCCUCCAGAAGCGAAACACAGGGUGUCAUUAACAGAGCGAGUGACCCCUCUGAGCUGCCACCAUGGCCCUGGUUCAGGCUCUGCCCAUAUCUGCUGAGCCCCACAACCCCGGCCUCAGUGGAGGACCCCGCAGGAGACACCCCUCUGGCUCUUCACCCCCCCUCAACGCACCAUCCUCCACUCUGGAUCCUAUGGGGUCUGUGAGCAGCCUCAUCGCCAGCCGCCCGGGUCCUUACCAGGACCACCGACCUAUCGGUGAGCUGGGAGCCAGGGUCCGACGGCCCACACCAGGCGCCUCCUGCCUGGGCUCCGAUUCACCCCUGGAUUCCUUAUUACUGCAGAACAUCCCGCCGCUGAAGAAACAGAGCUCCACGACAUCCAGCAGGGGGCUGGAGAAGGAGAGUGGGAAUGGGAACUAUACCUAUCUGAAUGAGGACUACGUAGGUGACUGGAAUGAAAACCAUGCAACACGCGCGAGCCCAGGAAGUGACGCUGAUGAGACUAAAGGAUCAGGGUUGAAUGGUAACAUGGGCGGACCUCCUCCAAAACUGAUUCCUGUGUCAGGAAAACUUGAGAAGAACAUGGAGAAAACAGUGCUGCGACCCACUGCUUUCAAACCCGUCAUUCCCAAGAGCCGUACCUCCAUGCAAUACCUCUCCCCUCGCCAUUGUGCCAAUGUAUCCGAAAGCCAAAACAAUCUGAACCUGCUGAGCCCCACACACAUAGAGGCGUCGCCUUCCUGCUCUGAGAAAAGCAGCGCGCACAGCAGAGCCCGUAACAGCGGAGGCGGCAGCAGCCACUCCUGCCAACUGACCGACUCUGGACGCAACUCCCUCUCCAGCCUCCCACCUUACAGCAGCGCCGGCUACAGCCUGGCAUCAGGAGAGGCCUCUGCUGGCCACCUGGAGCCCAUGAAAAGCGCCCCACCAGUCAGCGGACACGGACACUCCAACUCAGACAGCGGGCGCUCGUCCUCCAGUAAGAGUACAGGCUCUGGCUCAUUAAGUGGCCGAGGACAACCUCUGUCUGACAGCGGGUCCACCGGGCGCUCCCCUGGCCCGGUGGAGGGUUACGAGGGGGUGGUGAGGGACCUGGAGGAUAAACUGAGGGAGAGAGAGCAGGAGCUGCAGCAACUCAGAGACAACCUGGAUGAGAAUGAAGCUGCAAUUUGUCAGGUUUAUGAGGAGAAGCAGAAGCGCUUUGAGCUGGAGCUGGAGGAGCUGAGGCAGAGCUGUGCCACCAGGAUGCAGGUCGCCUCACAGAAGUCCCAGCGUGCACAGCAGGUGCUUCAGUUGCAGGUUUUUCAGCUCCAGCAGGAGAAGAAGAAGCUGCAGGAGGACUUUGCUCAGCUUUUGAAGGAGCGGGAGCAGCUAGAGGAGCGCUGCACCUCCUAUGAGCACGAGAAGAUCCAGCUGGGGCCUCGACUGGAGGAGAGCAAGUGGGAGGUCUGUCAGAAGUCGGGGGAAAUCUCGUUGCUGAAGCAGCAGCUGAAGGAGGUGCAGGGAGAGUUAGCCCAACGUGUGGGAGAGAUCGUCUCACUGCGAGGUCAACUCAGAGAGACUCGUGGCGAGCUCACAAACACCCAGGUCCUGCUCCAGGAGGCCCACGGCACAACCCGCACACGAACCCUGGAGCUGGAGGUGUGUGAAAACGAGCUUCAGCGUCGCAAAAGCGAAGCGGAGCUGCUCAGAGAAAAGGUAGGUCGCCUCGAGGGAGAGUUGGUUCAUCUCAGAGAUGCUUUGGCCAAUCAGGGCCCAGGAAACAGACAGUGUCAGGUGUUCCAGGAAGCAGAGGAGCACCUGCUGGCCUAUGAGAGUGAUGAGGCGAAGGCCCAGCGGCAGAGCAGCAGCGAGGGGCUGCAGAACAUGAAGGUGCAGAUGGACAGAAUGAGGGCUGAGCUGGCCUUCGAGCGUCAGCGAGCCGAGGAGCAAACGGGAGGCUUCGAGGAGGAGCGCAGGAUAUGGCAGGAGGAAAAGGACAAAGUUAUCCGCUACCAGAAGCAGCUGCAGCAGAACUAUGUGCAGAUGUAUCGCAGGAACCGAGAGCUGGAGCAGCUCCUGCAGGAGCUCAGUCAGGAACUGGAGAGCAGAGAGGAGGAUGAGGGCAGCGGCAACGAGAUCAACUUUGAUGAGAUCGCCGCUACGGAAAUCUGACCCUUGUGUCUCUCCAUCUUUUGAUUUGCACUACUGUCAGCUAAAUAUUUUUUCGUCACCUACAUCACAGUAAAAAAAUCUGCAGUUUCAAAUGAGACACUCUUUAGUUCUGCCUCAUUGGUCUAUUCUCCAAGGAGUCCCACUUGAAAGUCAGUGACCUCUAUUAGUCAUUAGUAGGCCACCUCAGUCUCCUGCCCUUCUGUUAAAGGGAAAGUUUGGAUUUUUUGAAGUGGGGUUGUAUGAGGUACUUCUCCAUAGUUAGUGUAUUACCUACUGUAGAUGGUGGGUCAGCAUGCCCCCAGUUUGGAGGAGCAGGCAGGUGUACCGCCAUGGGAGCUUAACAGUGUACUGCUGUGGAUGAGGGUAACAGCAAAACAUAUUUUAGCCAUCUAAAAAAAAUCAGAAUCCGUUUAAGUGGGCACUAUAUUUUGAAUAUUUUAAUUGCUUUACC